AUGGCGGAAAAGACCACUCAGCGCGUGUUGUACUCCCCUCCCUGGUGGACCUUGUCCCUGUUGCUGUUCCUUUAUGUGGGGUUCUACUCCUUUGUUAACGGCUCUGUUUGGGAAGGCGUCACAGAUGAAGAAGCCAAAAAUGUGAAACACCUAACCCAUGAGGUAGAGUUACAAAUAUACAGUCAACACACACCUAAUUGCAUAGCUCUGUUUUGCAACAACAAGCAAGAGACAUGCAAAGAGGUGUAUAAAGAAUUUGUGAAAGCAGCAAAUGAGAUAGCUAGUGAUGAAGUAGUAUUUGUCUAUGUGGAUACAAUAACACUUAAAAAAACAGCUGAUAAUUUUGACAUCAAAAAAAUCCCCAAAAUUUUAACUUUUAAAGACUUCGAUCCAGAAAAAGGAUACACAUUUGGGAAAAAAUAUACAAAGGAAAAUAUCGUAGAGUGGUUUAAACUGCUUCCCAUGCCAUCUAUUGAAGUAAUGGAAAAAGAACAUGUUGAAAAAUAUGUGGAGAUGCAAAAGAAGAAAGGGUAUGCUAGUAUUAUUGCUUUUUGUAUAAAAAAUUCUGACCAUGUUCAUAAAUUUUUUCAUUUUGGAGAAACACAUUCACUUCCUAACUUAGCUGUGGGAAUGGUAUACACCGAUAUGGAGAGUGAUGUGAAAAUUGAAAUAUACAACGGACCAGGGGCUACCAUUGGAGAUGCGAACACAAAAUAUAUGGAUGCGUACAAACCGGAUAACAACGUAUGGGUGUCUAGUGACAUCCUUACCUUUGCUAGUGAGUACAUGGCUCAGUUCCCCGUGGUUAUUAAUUAUAAGAGGACCUUGUACAAAGCGAAGAAGGGCGAAAUUUAUGUUUACCUGUAUAGCCACUUUGGGUACUACUCGGACGCACUGUACGUGGAGUUGGCCCCCGUCAUACGGGCGCACCACCCACAGCUCCGGUUCGUCUUCCCCAAGAGCGACGAAGUGACCGAUUUGCUUGGCACCGAGAACAGCGGCAAUUUCAUCCUCGUGGCGGACUACAGAGACGCGACGGUGGAUGUCCUCACUGGGCUACUAAGGCCGAAAAAAUACAUCAAACAGUUGGAGAGCGAAAAAAUAAACGCGGAACAGCUCUCCCAAGCUAUCAACCAGUUUAAUCACAACGAACUUGCUCAAAUUAAAAAAUCAGAAAAGGAAGUAAAAAGAAUAGCGCAAGAAAACUAUCAAAUAGUAUGUGCAAAUAAUUUCGAUACACUUGUAUUGGACCCGGAAAAAAUUGUUUUACUUUUUUAUCAUGUCCAGGGAUGCAAAGAAUGCAAACCUCUUUUUUCUUUUUGGUCCAAUAUCUCCAACUUUUUUCACUUGGAAAAUAAAUACAAAAACGUCCUUGUCGCCACCAUGGAUGCCAAGUUGAACGACAUGACUGAUGAGUCGAUUGAUUUUUACCCCAGCGUGGUUAUUUACCCCACA
Plasmodium cynomolgi strain B is the source of this 1455-nucleotide messenger RNA. RefSeq names its product protein disulfide isomerase. The record is from RefSeq and is a predicted model, not a curated record. Gene Ontology annotation, biological process: protein folding; response to endoplasmic reticulum stress. The transcript has 2 exons. Gene Ontology annotation, molecular function: protein disulfide isomerase activity. Gene Ontology annotation, cellular component: endoplasmic reticulum. Lineage: Eukaryota; Apicomplexa; Aconoidasida; Haemosporida; Plasmodiidae. The annotation marks the transcript as partial.